AUGCCCACUCUCAACUUGAGCGACCUCAACGUCGUCACGGCGGUGCUGGGCGCCUUCACCCUGCUCUACGGUAUCAUCUCCGUCAAGAUCAAGCAAGCAUGGUACCUUGGCGAAGCCCUGCCAGCCAUGGUGCUCGGCAUCAUCCUCGGCCCCGUAGCCGCCAGAUUCCUCGACGCCUCGAGAUGGGGCCUGGCGGAAGAAGCCCAAGUCUCAGAGAUCACUCUCGGCGUCACCCGCAUCGUCAUCUGUCUGCAGCUCGUCAUUGCAGCGUACCAGCUGCCGCAGAAGUACUUUUGGAUCCGCAAGAAGGAGAUGCUUAUAUGUCUGAUUCCAAUCAUGACGCUCAUGUGGCUCCUCACGACAGCCUGCUGCCUCGCGACCAUUCCCAAAAUCACGUUUCUCGCCGGUCUGGCCAUCGCGGCGGCAUGCACCUGCACCGAUCCCGUGCUCUCACAGGCCGUGGCCAAGGGGCCCUUUUCCGACAAAUACGUGUCUCGCCCGCUGCGAGAGAUCAUCUCAGCCGAGGCGUGUCUGAACGACGGCUUCGGUUUCCCGUUCCUGAUGCUGGCGGUUUACCUGCUCCGCCAUGCUGAGCCGAUCCCUGAGCCACUGGAUGCUGUCGGUGGCGCGCACAGGCUGAUGAUUCGCUCCGGGUCCGAACAUGAAGUUGGGCGGUUGGGCGGCGGGCCAGGCGAGGCCAUGAAGCAAUGGUUCUUGGAGACGUGGCUAUACUAUGUGAUCCUGUCGGCUGUCUACGGCGUCGCCGUUGGGACCGUGGCGCGCCUCGCCAUCAAGUUCUCGCUGAGGAAGAGGUGGAUUGACUCCGAGUCGUACGUCCUCUUUCCUACCGCCAUCGGACUGUUCAUCGUGGGCACCGCGGGCGCUGUGGGCACCAACGACUUGCUGGCUUGCGCUUUCUCGGGCGGCGCGCUCAACUGGGACGGCGAGUUCAUGGAUGAGCUGGAGCGUCGACAUGACGAGGUCAACAGCUGCAUUGACGUCUUGCUCAACUUUGGUGGGUUCAUGUACCUGGGAGCUAUCAUUCCUUGGAGCGAGUUCCACGACCCUGAUGGCACCGGUAUCACCAUCUGGCGUCUUUUCCUACUGGGUAUCAUGGUCUUCGCUUUCCGCCGCAUCCCCGCCAUCUUCAUCUGCUACAAGACCAUGCCCAAUAUUGUUCAGAACUGGAGGGAAGCCUUGUUUAUGGGAUAUUUUGGCCCCAUCGGUAUUGGCGCCGUGUUCUACGUCGAGCACACGCGCCACAUUGUGCCCAAACCGGGCGAAGCGGAUUCCGAGUUCGACAAUAUGAUUCGCGCCUUGCCUGGCACCAUCUACUUCCUUGUCGUCUUCUCCAUUGUUGGCCACGGUCUGUCGAUUCCGCUCCUCGACGCCAUAUACAAGCGCAUGGGUGUCCAGCCUAUCCAGGACGACGCCAUUGCGAUUCGCAGGAAAUCCAUACACGUCCCCAACCCAGCCAACGCGGCCUUGGGCGACGAGGAUACCUUUAUUGCGUACAACCGUUUCCGUCGUCCCAGUGAUCCCGAAGCCCAGCCACGUCGUCACUCGCGUAGAGUGUCCCAUUCGCGUGCGGCCGUGCGACCGCCAAACUACCCCGAGGAGGAUUCCGAGGCGGAGAAGAAGAGAUUGCAGAGGAGGACGAUUCGCUAUGGCGUGUAG
Messenger RNA from Emericellopsis atlantica, 1677 nucleotides. Its product is annotated as Sodium/hydrogen exchanger family-domain-containing protein. The record is from RefSeq and is a predicted model, not a curated record. Gene Ontology annotation, cellular component: plasma membrane. Gene Ontology annotation, molecular function: sodium:proton antiporter activity. The coding region runs from base 1 to 1677 and encodes 558 amino acids. Gene Ontology annotation, biological process: sodium ion export across plasma membrane; regulation of membrane potential; proton export across plasma membrane. Lineage: Eukaryota; Fungi; Ascomycota; Sordariomycetes; Hypocreales; Bionectriaceae. The transcript is spliced from 3 exons.